This is a messenger RNA of Acanthisitta chloris (rifleman), 948 nucleotides long. Its product is annotated as probable G-protein coupled receptor 141. The transcript has a single exon. Gene Ontology annotation, cellular component: membrane. The annotation marks the transcript as partial. Gene Ontology annotation, biological process: G protein-coupled receptor signaling pathway. NCBI's taxonomy places the organism in Eukaryota, Metazoa, Chordata, Aves, Passeriformes, Acanthisittidae. Gene Ontology annotation, molecular function: oxysterol binding; G protein-coupled receptor activity. The record is from RefSeq and is a predicted model, not a curated record.
AUUAUCUACAAGGAAGAUUUCAGGAUCAUGAUUGAAGAGACUAGGAACAGCAGUGACUCUUCCUCUGCCUUCAUUCACACCAGCACCAUGAGUGCCAUACUGAUUACUGUCUACUCAGUUGCCUUUGCUGGAGGUGGAAUUGGGUCCAUCACAAUGUCAUUUGUGCUGGUCAAGAUGAACACUCUGUCUGUGACCACUACUGCCAUCAUUAACCUGGUUGUUGUGCACAGCCUCCUCCUCUUCACAGUGCCCUUCCGCCUCCACUAUUACGUCAAAAAGAAGUGGGUAUUCAAGAUCCCAUUCUGCAAACUGGUGAGUGCAAUGGUGCACAUCCACAUGUACCUGACCUUCCUAUUCUAUGUGAUCACAUUGGUGAUCCGGUGGCUCAUUUUCUUUCAAUGGAAAGACAAGCUGGAGUUUUACAGGAAGCUGCAUGCCAUUGCAGCAAGUGCUGCUGUGUGGGUCAUUGUCAUGGUCUUUGUGGUGCCAAUCUUGUACUUUGAGUAUGGACGCUCAGGCUCAUACAAUGAUACAACAUGCUUCAAGUUUCACAAAGAACUACAGCAGGAGAGUGUGAAAGCCUUGAACUACAUCAUAAUUGUAGUUGUUGCCUGCAUUUCUUGUGUCCUCUUGGGCCUGCAGAUAUUCAUCCUGGUGAAAGUGGCAAGAAAACUUAACAGCUCCCUCUGGUCACACCAAGAGUUUUGGGCCCAGGUGAAAAACUUGAUUUUCAUCUGGGUCAUCAUAAUUUGCUUCCUUCCUUAUCACCUCUUUAGGGCCUAUUACAUACAGCAUGUGAGUGAUUUUGACCAGUUAGAAAGCUUCAAUGAGGUUUUUUUGAGCCUGACUGCCCUGAGCUGUCUGGACCUGCUGUCAUUUGUGCUGAGUGGAACUAGCUUCUUCAAGCAAAAGGUGGGGAUGCUCCGCAGCAGGCUGCCUUGCUGCUAG